AUGUCGGUGUCAGACAAUGAAUGGUCGGAUAGUGGGAGUGAAUAUUUCGAAGAAUUAGAAUCAUUGAAAAACCUUUCAGCAAAAUCAACAACAGCACCGACCUUAUCAAUUUCUCAUACGAAUCCCGUAUCGAGCGUGAGGGGAUCUCAUGUGUCGAGUAAGUCAGGCAAAGCAACAUCAAUACAUCAGCCGAACAAGAAAUACACACCGUAUCGCAAUAAUACAAUGCAAAAUGGACAUGUUAGCAUUAUGUCAAAAAACCUCGCUGCGUCAACACCUCUGUUGGUGAUUCCACCACCGUUUAGUACCAGUAACGAUCUGCAUCGAACAUCCACUCCAUAUCAAUCAAGCUUAACGAAUUCCUAUAGUAAUGCUUCGAUGCAGCUACUUGUUGGAAAAAAGAAGAAGGGUUUAUUUAGCUUAUUAAUAUCACCCGCUGUUGAAGAUUCAAGUAUUCCGAGGAAUAGUCAGGAAAGAGUUAUUCAUAACAGAAGCAAUGUUACUUCAAGUCGAAAUGCAGAAGGUGGAACUCCUUCAACACCGCUUGGAAAACUGGAAAUGUGGCUUUCCAAACCAUUGUGCAUGGGAAUGAAUCGGCUAAAUGGAACAAUAUUAUUCUGCUUCAUGAUAUUUCUUGGUUUAGGAAGUUUUAGUGGACUGAUUGCCAGUCUUGUACUAUAUUUACAAGGUAAAUCUUACAACGCACAGAACACUAUCAUCUUUCAUAAACCCGGCAAGCAAACAUUUAAUUUUUCACUUGUUCAAGAUCGUGUAACGGAUGCUCAGUGGAAAAUACUCGGUAUAGUUGUAUGUGCACUUAUGUUAACAACGGUCGCACUAGCGUUUCUGACACACAUCUAUUGUUAUAAGAAUGGUUAUAUGCUUAGUGAAGGCGACUCAUUUUAUUCUGAUGAUGAUGACUCAAAAUACGAAAGUAAAAGCUCUACUCAGGGAUCGAGAUACAAAUAUAAGAGUCCGGCGGAUCUGGCGCCUACGCAACUGACACCUGGUUCACUAUCCAUUGGAAUCACAGAUAAACAGACGAAUACAGUGAGAGCACUGAUUGCUCACCCGCUGGAGCAAGAAAUCGUUGAAGACAUUGAUACUCCCUGUUUACCGAUUCAUGUUAUUCAAAAGCCAGAAGAUAUAACACAUACUGAACUGCGGGGUACCCGUUCAUGUCAAUCCGUCAGUGAAUAUCUGCCUGAAUCACUCGAAAAUUUUAUUCUGCGAAAUACAACGGUUAUCCAUGUUCCAAAAUCAUCUUCAAAGCAAAAUGCACUGGUAACUCCGCUGUCGAGAUCAUCUUCAAAACCUCAAGUGAAACGUGUCGUUCGUGUUCGAUUGGAAGCACAAAAGCAACAAUUCCUCGAUGAAAUCAAACUAUCAAAACAUCGUCAACAAGUUGAAACAAUCGAACUGGCUCAGCGAGACAAGAGCACAACAUAUUCGAAGUACUGCGAAGACAUAUAA
This is a messenger RNA of Didymodactylos carnosus, 1473 nucleotides long. The record is from the annotation of a GenBank genome assembly. Lineage: Eukaryota; Metazoa; Rotifera; Eurotatoria; Philodinida; Philodinidae.